AUGCUUCAGGUUGAAAAACAAAGAACAAAAGUAGCAGAUACAAAACCGUUAGACUAUAUCUUUACAAAUGCUGGUAGGACUAUUUCAGAUGAAGAAAUUUCAUCCCGAGCAUACAGGUUUGACUAUCCAAUUCGUUGGCUUCAAAGUCCUUCAGAUGCAAAGGCAAUAGGAUUUAGAAGAGUUUUGUUUUCAAAUAGAACUAACGCAUUUAUGUUCGCAGUAUAUUUUCAUGGGCAGUAUAAAGGUUCUGAUGGUCUAAUAGACAAAUUUGACGAAAUGAGAAUCUUUACAGUUCGUUCAGACGAAAGUCUUGAGAAAACUCUAGAUGACUUUCAAACUCAAAUGAACAAAUAUUAUUGGGAAUUUCAAAAAAAUACGACUCUUUACUAA
Messenger RNA from Trichomonas vaginalis G3, 390 nucleotides. RefSeq lists its product as uncharacterized. The transcript has a single exon. Lineage: Eukaryota; Parabasalia; Trichomonadida; Trichomonadidae. The record is from RefSeq and is a predicted model, not a curated record. The coding region runs from base 1 to 390 and encodes 129 amino acids.